AUGGUGAUAGCCUCGAAUGAUAUACAAUCUGAUAAUAUUAAGAGUUUGAUCGUAUAUAAUCCACAAUGGAAACUACUUCUGGUGACAGAACAAAACGUCAGGUUCAGGAACACAAUCGUAGUGAACCCAAAAGACUAUUAUCAUUUUUUUAAAAGUGCACAUUAUUCUAAUAACAAAGACUAUAUGAGAAAAAAUAUCGGGUAUCUCGUGGCGAUCGCAAGAGGUGCUAAUGUUAUAUACGAUGCAACAGAUAGUGUUCGUGCCACUGCACCUCAACACUGGCACUCAAUUAAGUGGAAGACGAUGCACGCGGUGCUCUUCGCCGGAAAUACGGACUACUUUAAUCCAUAUGCUCAUUUUGGACAAUCAGAAUUCCUGCCGAGUGGUUUACCCAAUUUAAACCAAGAGGAAGAAUAUAACAAGUAUUUAGCAAGUGUUUGGAGAAUUCCGGCUAUCCAGCACGGUAUGGUGAGUGGAGUUCAAAAUGUCAGAAUGACGCAAGGGACGCAACUCCAAUCAGCGGAAACAACUGUGAUAUUCAACUCUCGAAGUCCGCCAGUGUUAAUACCUCUUAAUGUGUAUUCACAAUUUAAUUCCGAUAACACCAUCUUUAUCUAUCGGGCCUUUUGGGCAUUACUUCUUCCAAAGACAGAUUCAAUCGCAGACGCCGAAGUAAUUCGUUCUUUUAUUGCUCAGAGACUCUUAUGGGAAAUCGAUGGAUAUAUAGGAUUCCAUGCCACUAGUCUCCAUUAUCAUCGCAAAAAUAAAGGCAUGAAUAUCAAAUCAUCUUCUCAAGAUUUCACUGUUAAAUUGGUGAAUUUUUUAAGGGGUUGGGUCUGUCCCGAAUCAUACUCUUUUUUCACUUGUGUUGAAUUUCUCAGUUUCUCUCUACAGAAAUAUGAGCUCUGGCAUUUUGAUAAUUAUGAUAUUGUUCGAGCGUGGGUUGAGGAUUUAAAAACCUUGGGAUAUACAGAGCCACAAAGACGUCUGAAUCGUUACAGAUCACCCAGUCGCAGAUUCAGUGAUAUAUCAAAAUCACCAGCUAUAUUCAAUCAACCAGCGUUGCUUUACUACGCUCCACAAGAAACUAAACUGUCUCAUUUAUCCACUCAAGUUGAAUCUCUCAGAACAAUGUGUCCGAAUCAAACUGAAAUAUUGACCAAACUGGAGAAAAAUAAGGUCGCACAACCUCGGAUUAAAAACAUUAUGCUCGUGGUUGCCUUCAAUACGCCGUUUACAAAAGUCAUUAAGAAAAUCCACCCUAUUCAUUCACUGUAUUUUAAACAUAUUGUCUAUUGCUCGAACAAUUCCAUCAAAUUUGAAAAAGAUACUGAGAACUUUUAUGCUAGGGUCACAUACUUGAGGACGUACAUCGGUGACUACGGUGCUCUUCAUUACUUGUGUCUCAAUAGAGCUAUGUUGCUGAGUUUUGACGUAGACGGAUAUCUUUUAACCGGUGAUGACGUACUGCUCAAUUCGUGGGAAUUUGUGAACGCACCGACCGAUAAAAUCUGGUUCCAAAUACCUCCCAUGUAUUUUUAUUAUAACGGAUCUCCUAUUCAAGACAAAUGGUCUUGGUGGAACAGGCCCAUGGGAAAAAGAGCAUAUCACGGAAUGUGGGAAGAUAUGACCAAACUUCUGCUUACAGGCAAUCCAUGGGAACGUGAAGUAUUUAAAAACUUUCGACGUAUGUUACAGAAAAAUGGACACGGGAAAGCAGAUCUUUUUCGUGCCGUGGCGGACGUGGUUUAUAUACCCAGACGGCUAAAACGUCCCGCCAUUACUCUUACAGAGAUCUUUGCGAGGCAUCAAGUCAUGGUCGAGCUGGCUUUACCAACAAUUUUAGGUGGUUUGGACAAUUUCAAAAACUUCUAUCGAUUGAGGGGUUUGAACUUAUGGCAUCAAAGUAGGUCGAACUUUUCUAGAUAUAAACCUGGCUUGCAUUUUAUGCAUCCAGUGAAAUUAUCUAAAGUUGAAAAUAAGAAGAAGACGUUUGUAUGUUCUCGGUAUUUACCUCUAUUAUUUCAGUGA
Molecule: messenger RNA, 2031 nt
Organism: Lottia gigantea (owl limpet)
Lineage: Eukaryota; Metazoa; Mollusca; Gastropoda; Lottiidae
Exons: 2
Coding region: 1-2031 (676 amino acids)
Source: RefSeq, a predicted model, not a curated record